AUGCAGAGUCUGUCGGUCUGAAGGAACUCCUGAGAAACCCCUCUAUCAUCCAUGUGUGUGUACUGGCAGUAUUAAAUUUAUUCAUCAGGAAUGCUUAGUUCAGUGGCUUAAACACAGCAGAAAAGAAUACUGUGAAUUAUGUAAGCACAGAUUUGCUUUCACACCAAUUUAUUCCCCAGAUAUGCCUUCACGGCUUCCAAUCCAAGACAUCUUUGCUGGACUGGUUACGAGUAUUGGCACAGCAAUACGAUACUGGUUUCAUUAUACACUUGUGGCCUUUGCAUGGUUGGGAGUAGUACCUCUUACUGCAUGUCGUAUCUACAAGUGCUUGUUUACUGGCUCUGUGAGCUCACUACUGACACUGCCAUUAGAUAUUCUGUCAACGGAGAACUUACUGGCUGACUGUUUGCAGGGCUGUUUUGUGGUAACAUGCACCCUGUGUGCAUUUAUCAGCCUUGUUUGGUUACGUGAACAGAUCGUCCAUGGAGGAGCACCGCAGUGGUUGGAACAAAAUCAGCAACAGCCACUCAAUGGCGUUGGUCAACAAAAUGAGGCUCCCCCAGUACAAGAGAUAUGGACAUAUUGGAAUGAGUGCAGUGAAGAGCCAACAAAAAUGAUUAAAGGACUGGAGCAUCUGACAUGUGAUGAGAGGCUGAGAGCUGGAACUGUUCAGCCUGGAGAUGAGAAGGCUCAGGCUUUCUUAUCUUCACAGAUGCUUGGACUUGAUGGAUCUCUGGUUUUUUUAGAACAUGUCUUUUGGGUGGUAUCUUUAAAUACAUUGUUCAUACUUGUGUUUGCAUUUUGUCCGUACCACAUUGGUCACUUCUCCAUUGUUGGCUUGGGCUUUGAGGAAUAUGUUCAAGCAUCUCACUUUGAAGGCCUGAUUACAACUAUAGUCGGAUAUGUUCUGCUUGCAGUGACUCUAAUUGUUUGUCAUGGUUUGGCAGCACUUGUUAAGUUCCAGCGAUCACGACGUUUAUUAGGAGUUUGCUAUAUUGUCGUCAAGGUUUCCUUGUUAGUGGUUGUUGAAAUUGGUGUGUUUCCUCUCAUCUGUGGUUGGUGGCUGGAUAUAUGCUCUUUGGAAAUGUUUGAUGCCACUUUGAAAGAUAGAGAAUUGAGCUUUCAGUCUGCCCCAGGUACCACAAUGUUUCUGCACUGGUUAGUUGGAAUGGUUUACGUCUUUUAUUUUGCAUCCUUCAUUCUCUUACUGAGAGAGGUAUUGAGACCUGGUGUCUUAUGGUUUCUCAGGAAUUUGAAUGAUCCAGACUUCAAUCCUGUGCAGGAAAUGAUUCACUUGCCUAUUUAUAGACAUCUCAGGAGGUUUAUCUUAUCAGUGAUUGUCUUUGGAUCAAUUGUACUGCUCAUGCUCUGGCUUCCUAUACGCAUUAUUAAGUAUCUCCUGCCAAACUUUCUUCCAUACAAUGUUAUGCUCUACAGUGAUGCUCCAGUAAGUGAACUUUCCCUAGAGCUCCUUUUGCUUCAGGUGGUGCUUCCAGCUUUGCUAGAACAAGGACAUACAAGACAGUGGUUGAAAGGUCUUGUACGAGCAUGGACUGUUACUGCUGGAUACUUGCUGGAUCUCCAUUCUUACCUACUUGGUGACCAGGAAGAGAAUGAAAACAAUGCAAACCAGCAGCCUAACAACCAGCAUGCUCGCAAUAAUAAUGCCAUUCCAGUUGUGGGAGAAGGUCUUCAUGCAGCCCAUCAAGCCAUACUUCAACAAGGAGGACCUGUGGGUUUCCAGCCUUAUCGUAGGCCUUUAAAAUUCCCACUCAGGAUAUUUCUCUUGAUUGUUUUCAUGUGCAUAACAUUACUGAUUGCUAGUCUUAUCUGCCUUACCUUACCAGUAUUUGCUGGCCGAUGGUUAAUGUCAUUUUGGACGGGGACUGCCAAAAUCCAUGAACUGUACACGGCUGCUUGUGGUCUCUAUGUCUGUUGGCUGACUAUCCGCGCAGUGACAGUGCUGGUUGCCUGGAUGCCACAGGGUCGUAGAGUCAUUUUUCAGAAGGUCAAAGAAUGGUCUCUCAUGAUAAUGAAGACAUUAAUAGUGGCUAUACUGCUAGCUGGUGUGGUUCCACUUUUGCUUGGUCUUCUGUUUGAACUGGUCAUCGUUGCCCCUUUGAGAGUUCCUUUGGAUCAAACACCUCUCUUCUAUCCUUGGCAGGACUGGGCUCUUGGAGUUCUGCAUGCCAAAAUAAUUGCUGCCAUAACACUGAUGGGUCCCCAGUGGUGGCUGAAAACUGUUAUUGAACAGGUAUAUGCAAACGGGAUUCGUAACAUCGAUUUACACUUCAUAAUCCGUAAACUGGCGGCACCCGUAAUCUCUGUUCUCUUACUUUCCCUGUGUGUACCAUACAUCAUAGCUUCUGGCGUUGUACCUUUAUUAGGAGUUACUGCUGAAAUGCAAAACCUUGUUCAGCGACGGAUUUAUCCUUUUCUGCUUAUGGUGGUGGUUUUGAUGGGAAUUCUCUCCUUCCAAGUCCGCCAGUUCAAGCGCCUUUAUGAACAUAUUAAAAAUGACAAGUACCUUGUUGGGCAACGACUUGUGAAUUAUGAACGGAAGUCUGGUAAACAAGGCACAUCAACAACUUCACCUCAGUCUUCACAAGAAUAGAUGGUCAUAUUAAACAUCUUGACCUUCCCUUUGCCUUUACAUGUCCUUUUUUCAUAGACUCUUCUUCAGUCUUUGGAUAUCUCUCCCAAUAAUACUCUCAGCAGUGUUUUGGCUUUUGUUAGUAGCAUCCGGAUAGCAGUUAAGGCUGUGUUCCUUAUCUGCAUUUUCUGAUGUUAUCAAUGCUGUCUGAGGUCUGUAUAUGUGUAAAUAGAAGUAUCCUGACACCCUAAAACCUUGGAUUAAAAAGAAUGUGCAUUGUACAUCUUUAAAAAAAAGUAUAUUAAUUUAUUAAAUCUAGUUGUCACUUUAUUUUGGACUGCUGUUCUGUUGACAAUGUGCCACAAAGCAAUAGUGCAAAGAGGCAAGAUGUUUUUAUAAAAUUUGGAGCUUACUUUAUGGUGUUCAUAACAGUUCUUAUUGUAGUAAUAUAGUAUGAUUUUUCAUGAGUGGAAAGGCCACACAGAGAAUAUCAAAAGUAAAUAACUGUCUUACAGUCAGCAAUGAAGUGGCCGUGGUGAGAACAUAAUGAACUAUGUAUCUUGCUGUCAAGUCUUUUUUAUUAUUUUGUAUAACACCAAAGCUGUUGUACAUUUUUCUAUUGCCUGAUUGUUUUUCAUGUGUC
Charadrius vociferus (killdeer) is the source of this 3236-nucleotide messenger RNA. RefSeq names its product membrane-associated ring finger (C3HC4) 6, E3 ubiquitin protein ligase (gene MARCHF6). The transcript has 24 exons. NCBI's taxonomy places the organism in Eukaryota, Metazoa, Chordata, Aves, Charadriiformes, Charadriidae. The record is from RefSeq and is a predicted model, not a curated record. Gene Ontology annotation, cellular component: endoplasmic reticulum membrane. Bases 182 to 2614 code for a protein of 810 amino acids.